This is a messenger RNA of Stegostoma tigrinum, 516 nucleotides long. Its product is annotated as interleukin-17C-like. The record is from RefSeq and is a predicted model, not a curated record. The transcript is spliced from 3 exons. Lineage: Eukaryota; Metazoa; Chordata; Chondrichthyes; Orectolobiformes; Stegostomatidae. The coding region runs from base 1 to 516 and encodes 171 amino acids. Gene Ontology annotation, cellular component: extracellular region. Gene Ontology annotation, biological process: inflammatory response. Gene Ontology annotation, molecular function: cytokine activity.
AUGUGCCUACAAGCACUGAUGGUGUUAACUGCUUCCUUUGCAAUAAUUGAUGCAAAUGAAUAUGUAGGAUUGCCUCCCAAUUGCAGAGAUGAAAUCCCACUUCAUUUGCUAAAGAAGAGGAUCAGCAUCACACAUCCUUCAAGUAUUUUCUCAGUGCUGGAAAGACGUGAUCAAAAGCAAAAUCACAGCUGCCCAGCAUGGUCUCCUGAACUACUGGCAAGUUCACACAUUGAGGAUAGGUCAUUCUCACCGUGGAGCUACAGGAUUAAUGAGGACCCUAAACGUAUCCCUGCAACGAUUCCAGAAGCUGUUUGUCUGUGUCGUGGCUGCAUCAGCUUUAGCAAGAUGAAGCAUACACUGGAUUACAUCUCAGUACCUGUGACAACUACCAUGCAGGUCUAUUAUCACACAGCCUGUGGAGAACAUAAGUUUCAGUAUGAAACUAAAUGGAUUGAAAUUGCUGUUGCUUGUACGUGCAUCUCUCCAAAGAUGGGUUUAACUAAUCAUUAUUCAUAG